AUGCGAAUACAAUCAACUGGAACAUUGCUCCUGCUGUCCGCCCUAGGCGCCAGCUUGACGACCGCGAUGAGCUUUGACUGCGCCCACAUCAAGGUCAACGAUUACAAAUACGAUUUCAGCCCGUUGGGCGGCGUGCACGAGAUCUACCACGUCAACAAAACAGAGGAAUAUGUGACGAAUACAACCUACGUCCUGGACAUCUGCCACUCGCUGGGUAAAGCAUCGAAACGCCCGGAUGGAGCCGGCAGCUGUGAGCACUCCAAGAACAGUACGUCCACCACCUACUCCCACGUAAAGAUCAUUUGGUCCUGGGCAUCCGGAAUGGCUACUAACCCCUCGCCCCUGAAUGCAGUCUGUGGAUUCGAGGACCUCACUCCCAGCGAUGGAAAUGGCGACCAGAAAUUCGGCUUCCCGAUCGCCGGCCUCGAUCCGAUGGGCGGCGGCUCCAAGGAGCCCAAGUUCACACGACUCAGCGAGAUCGACUCGAACACCCAGGGUCUGCGUCUUCAGAUCGCCGGUGGGUCAUGGAAAGGCGAAUACAAUAACAAGAAGGCCAAGGAUGCGGCUGCCUUGAUUGAUUUCAAGUGUGACCCGGACCGGUCUGGACUGGAGGGAAUUAGCACCAAGGAGUCGGUUCCAGAGGAUGAGGAGAACAAGAAGCAACGCCGCGCGGACGGGGACGAGGAGGAAAUGCCUUCGAACCAAAGCCUCCAGUUCAAGAGCUUUGCUCCCAACGACGACGGCGUCUACGUUCUCAAGCUGGAAUGGCAAACGCGUUACGCCUGUGAUAAUUACCAGGAUGGCAACGACGCCAGCUCGAACCAUUGGGGCUUCUUCACCUGGUUGAUCAUCAUUCUCUUCCUCUGCAUCGCAGCCUACCUCAUCUUCGGCUCAUGGCUGAACUACAACCGCUACGGCGCCCGCGGCUGGGAUCUCCUCCCGCACGGCGACGCCAUCCGCGACAUUCCCUAUCUCCUGCAGGACUGGUUCCGUCGGGUCGUCAACACCCUCCAGGGAACCGGGUCGAGAGGCGGAUACAGUGCGGUGUAG
Molecule: messenger RNA, 1050 nt
Organism: Penicillium argentinense
Lineage: Eukaryota; Fungi; Ascomycota; Eurotiomycetes; Eurotiales; Aspergillaceae
Product: autophagy-related protein 27
Exons: 2
Coding region: 1-1050 (349 amino acids)
Source: RefSeq, a predicted model, not a curated record